AUGGAACACCACACCCUGCAACACACAACGUCCAUAACGGAACACAUACGACAUGGCACAACGUCCCUAACGGAACACAAACGGCGGGCCCCAACGUCCCUAACGGAACACAAACGGCGUGGCACAACGUCCAUAACAGAACCCAAACGGCGGGCCACAACGUACAUAACGGAACACAAACGGCCGGACACAACGUCCAUAACGGAUCACAUACGACAUGGCACAACGACCAUAACGGAACACAUACGACAUGACACAACGUCCAUAACGGAUCACAAACGGCGGGGCACAACGCCCAUAACAGAACACAUACGGCAUGGCACAACGACCAUAACGGAACACAUACGACAUGUCACAACGUCCAUAACGGAAAAAAUACGACGGGGCACAACGUCCAUAAAGGAACACAAACGGCGGGCCACACCGUCCAUAACGGAACACAACCGGCGGUGCACAACGUCCAUAACGGACCACAAACGGCGGGGCACAACGUCGAUAACGGAGCGCAAACGGCGGGGCACAACGUCGAUAACGGAGCGCAAACGGCGGGGCACAACGUCGAUAACGGAGCGCAAACGGCGGGGCACAACGUCGAUAACGGAGCGCAAACGGCGGGGCACAACGUUCAUAACGGGACACAAACGGCGGGGCACAACGUCGAUAACGGAGCGCAAACGGCGGGGCACAACGUCGAUAACGGAGCGCAAACGGCGGGGCACAACGUCGAUAACGGAGCGCAAACGGCGGGGCACAACGUCGAUAACGGAGCGCAAACGGCGGGGCACAACGUCGAUAACGGAGCGCAAACGGCGGGGCACAACGUCCACCACGGAACACAACCGGCGGGGCACAACGUCCAAAACGGAACACAAACGGCGGGCCACAAAGUCCAUAAAGGAACACAAACGGCGGGGCCCAAAAACACACACGGCGCUGCACAACGUCCAUAACGGACCACAAACGGCGGGACACAACGCCCAUAACGGAACACAUACGGCGGGGCACAACGUCCAAAACGGAACACAAACGGCGGGGCACAACGCCCAUAACGGAACACAUACGGCGGGGCACAAUACUGGACAUAACACGGCGCAGCAUGUGACCAGUGCCCCAUAUAACUUUCCAGCAGUUGGAUUUCACGUCGUCCUUACUCCGGACUAUCUGACCGUUCCUCACGAUGAAACCGUCGUCUUUGACCAUUCCUUGGUAAACGUAGGAGGCGCAUAUGACAUCACGCACGGACACUUCACGGCGACUGUCUCGGGGUUGUACUCCUUCACAGCUAACAUCGAAUUUAGAAGUUCAGACACCGCUACGCUGGACUUCUCCAUUGUCAAAAAUGGAGACAGUAUUGCUCGUGUAUAUGUGUAUGGAUCGGGCACGAGUAUUAGGACGGUAGUCGUGCUCCUAGAUGUCGGGGACAUUGUAUGGCUGAAGAACAACGUCGACAACCACCCCAGAAUGUACGGAGAGGGGCUCAGCACCUUUUCUGGGUUUCUAAUUGCGCCUGUCCAUUAACUGUAAAAUGAUGAAUGACCAAGACGGAUGUCAAAUUCGCAAUCAGGAAGAUUAUACAAAACGUUGAUCCAAUCAUAUCACGGCAUAUCCUAGAACGCAGUGUUUGAUCCAAUCAGAUCACGGCAUAUCCCAGAACGCAGUGUUUGAUCCAAUCAGAUCACGACAUAUCCUUAAAAGCAGUGUUUUGUUUAAACUUUCUUUUUGUGAAAUUUACAUUUUUUGACUCUGAAAUAGUUUAUAUUUAAACAAAGUGUAUCUAACUUGUGGUUUUUCUGAGAACAUUAAUUAUUAUUUACUUGUCGUAAAUUCAAACUCACAUUAACAAUGUUCUGAUUACUAUCUGAUUUUUCCCAUUUUGAAUAUUUUAAUUUUGAUGUCGUUUUGAACAGAGACCUUAAGUAAAUUUAGGUCUAUGUUUUGAAUAAACAGAGCAUAUAAUUUACACAAAACAUGUUGCUAGUGUUAUCCUUUAUAUGAAGGAAGUCUCAAGUUUUCUCCAAACCAUGUAGGUUGGAAGUUUUAUUUCAAAAAAUCCUAUUGGGAUCAUUCGCGUCCCUUGAAUACAGUGCAGAAUAAAAGCGGACUUAUAAUUUGAAUACAGUUUACAAAAUCCGUACGAUUUUGUACUUAAUCUCAAAGUCUUCCUAACAAAACUUAAGAACGUUUGAAGUCUGUCGCAUGCUGUAAAAACCCAGAGGAUAUAUUCUGAUAGGACUUUAUUCGAAAUGCUUGUUGUUUUCAAUAUUUCGAGUGCUAAAAUACGCCAAAUUCGAGCUGUUUGUUUUCAGUUCAUGCUCAUUUUUUCUAAGAAAGAAAUGGACAGAACGUUUCAAUUGCUAGUCUACAUAUAUUCAAAUCGAAUGAAGUUUAAGGCCGUAAGCGCCUCUUUGAGGGGCGGAACACGUUUGAAGAAG
Mizuhopecten yessoensis (Yesso scallop) is the source of this 2432-nucleotide messenger RNA. Its product is annotated as hyphal wall protein 2-like. Gene Ontology annotation, molecular function: protein binding. The transcript has 4 exons. The coding region runs from base 1 to 1518 and encodes 505 amino acids. NCBI's taxonomy places the organism in Eukaryota, Metazoa, Mollusca, Bivalvia, Pectinida, Pectinidae. The record is from RefSeq and is a predicted model, not a curated record.